Molecule: messenger RNA, 171 nt
Organism: Anisakis simplex (herring worm)
Lineage: Eukaryota; Metazoa; Nematoda; Chromadorea; Rhabditida; Anisakidae
Source: the annotation of a GenBank genome assembly
GGACCACCCGGAAGACAAGGCCCAAUGGGACCACGAGGACCACCUGGAGAGAUGGGCGCCGAAGGAGAGCCAGGCAAGCCAGGUGUACAACACGAAAUAAUCAAACAGCAUCAGCACUUGAUCAAAGCAGCAUCUGAACGAUCAACUACAUCCAAAGAUCUAAAACCCUAA